GAUUUUGUUCUGCUGAUUUGUGUGACUCGUAGAUAUCAAGCGGAUUGGAGACUUUCGUAUUUUCUUCGAGCUAUAUGUUGUGAGGGUAACGGAUGAAUUUGAAGAGGGAGGCCCGAGAGGCAUAGGACGACGGCGGAGCAACCAUGGAGUAGCGGAGAUAUAAUGAGUCAAUCGGGCUUUCAGGAUGAUGGCGAGUAUGAAGUCAUCAUAGUCGACGAAAAUAAUUCUUCGAUUUUGGCCGAUCACGACGUCACAUUGUCCGGUCCGCCGUCGACUAAGUUAAGCAAAAUCCUGACAAGCAGCAAGUGUAGCGUCCACGCGACGGUUGUUCCUGGCGAGUGAAGUUGGCCAUGUAAUUUACGAAAUUCCGUCAUGUAAGACUCGCUCGUCGCGUCUACCUGCGAGGCAUCACGGGCCGACGAGAUCGUCGAGCGGAUCGUACAGACAUCUCCGACGUAAUCCUUCCAUCAUCGUGUAAUAAAGUACGCUUCGCGUCGCGGGAUUAAUACCGGGAGUGCCGUGCAAAGUGUCGCGCGAUCAUGAGCGACGAUAUCGUCGAUUUUCGCUCGUGAAUGUCGUGAGUGAGUUCGUCGACGGAGAUGCGACAUCGGUGAAGGACCACGGAGAGGAGGAGGAGGG
Temnothorax curvispinosus is the source of this 639-nucleotide messenger RNA. Its product is annotated as neurobeachin-like. Lineage: Eukaryota; Metazoa; Arthropoda; Insecta; Hymenoptera; Formicidae. The transcript is spliced from 3 exons. The record is from RefSeq and is a predicted model, not a curated record. The coding region runs from base 163 to 342 and encodes 59 amino acids.